UAGCGUGAAACGCGUUUGUUAACAGAAGUGCCUUUGCGCCAUCCUGUGGACAAAACAAGUCAAUGCGUGUGUUUUCUAACGCGUUUUGAAGAUUUGGUCCUACUUGGCUUCCAUACCAACGCAUGUGAUUUUACCGAAGGUCAGACGUCAUGGCAGCCUGCUGCAAGAGGCUCGAUAAAAUGAUGCUUUCAGUAAGGUUAUUGCGAAACUUGCACAUUCAGAAUAAACGGUGCGUUUCUACGUCUCUGCCUCGCCUUGCCUUUGGGAGUGAAAGUGAGCAGCCACCCAAAUUCAUCCCUCCUUCGAAACCUGUCAUCAUUGACAAGACACAAACCGUUGCAUCGCUACGAAAGUUUCUGAGUCCAGAGUUCAUCCCUCCCAGACAGAGAACAAACCCUGCCAAGUUCUUCUUUGAGCGAAAAGACAUGAUUCGCAGAAGGAAAGUGCUCGACAUUCCCGAAUUCUAUGUGGGGAGUAUCCUGGCUGUGACCAUGGCUGACCCUCACUCCAGUGGAAAAUCUAACCGCUUUGUGGGCAUUUGUAUCCAGAGGGGUGGCAAGGGUUUGGGGGCCACUUGUGUCCUGAGGAACAUCAUUGAUAACCAAGGUGUGGAGAUAUGUUAUGAGUUGUACAGCCCUCGUAUCCAGCGAAUUGAGGUGCUCAAGCUGGAAAAGAGGCUGGAUGACAAUCUUAUGUACCUAAGAGAUGCCCUGCCUGAGUACAGCACCGUGGACCCAGACAUGAAGCAGUUUCCCAUCUCUCCUACAGGAGAGGUGUUUGUCAACAAGAUCAAGGUGAGGAUGCGUCUGAAGCCAUGGUCCAAACGUUGGGAGCGUCCCAAGUUCAACAUCCAGGGCAUCCGCUUUGACCAGUACCUGACUCCCGAGAAGUUGGAGCAUGCCCAGAAGUGGGCGCAGCCUUGGCGGGAGUACGACAUGCUGAAGGAGUACGACACCUCCAAGCUGGAGGAGCAGAUCUUUAAGGAGGUACAGCAAGAGCUUGGGAAGUGAAAGCAAACCACUCAUUCUUGCCAUCCAUACAGACUUUCUGGCAAUGGGAACCGGUUGGGUGGAUAUGUACAUCCUACUUAAACUGGAUUUAUCAGCCAGUUUAUGGAAGCUGGAAUGGCGCAGAAGUGGAAAAUCAUUAACGUCGCUGCAGAUUUUGAUAUGACUUGCGUCCUCACAGCCAUACAAGCUAAUGAAGAUGUCAAAGCUUAAAAGUCCCCCCCCCCAAGUUAUUGAGAAGUCUGUAUGCUAAGUAAAUUGGUGUGGUAUUGUGUGGAUAAAUACCAGCCUUGUGUCGUGUUUCAGCCUGCUAUAUAUGAGCUCUCUACACGUCAGACAUAGGCAACCAUAUGCCGCAAAGAAUAUGCAGAUUUUCCCUCCAGCCAGCCACUAUACCAGAUGAUUACAGAUUAUUUCAGUGAUGGUGAUUGCUGGGAAGAAAAAAACCUGCAUACUCCUGUAGCACCCCAGGGCACAUGGUUGUCAAUGUCUACUCUAUGUCAUUACUUGUACUUUACCUGUAUGCAUGGUCAUUAGCUGUUUUCUAAAGUAAAAAGCUAUUGAACUCAAAUUGCCUA
Molecule: messenger RNA, 1585 nt
Organism: Lampris incognitus (smalleye Pacific opah)
Lineage: Eukaryota; Metazoa; Chordata; Actinopteri; Lampriformes; Lampridae
Gene: mrpl19
Product: mitochondrial ribosomal protein L19
Exons: 6
Coding region: 150-1010 (286 amino acids)
Biological process (GO): translation
Cellular component (GO): ribosome; mitochondrial large ribosomal subunit
Molecular function (GO): structural constituent of ribosome
Source: RefSeq, a predicted model, not a curated record